Pelobates cultripes (western spadefoot toad) is the source of this 14642-nucleotide messenger RNA. The record is from the annotation of a GenBank genome assembly. NCBI's taxonomy places the organism in Eukaryota, Metazoa, Chordata, Amphibia, Anura, Pelobatidae.
CCCCCCUGUCAUGUGAGCGGUCAGCUGAUCCCUGGCUGAGUAUUUAACUCUCAGCGCGCUGGGGAGCUGGGACUUCCUGGUUUCUAACAUGGAGAGGCUGUGCAGCUGGCUGGUGGUGCUGGCCGCCAUGGCCCGUCUGGGGGCCGCUGACACCCCAGCUAACUGCAGCUUUCCAGACCUGGAGGGGACCUGGGAGUUCAGUGUGGGACAGCAGCUGGGAGGGAAAAGCGAUAUCGACUGCUCCCAUGGGGGUGAGUAUUAACCCUCUGCAGCACAGCACCACCAAGGGUUAAUGUGCUAACUAUGUGCAGCACAGCACCACCAUGGGUUAAUGUGCUAACCAUGUGCAGCUCAGGGCCACCAAGGUUAAUGUGCCAACUAUGUGCAGCACAGGGCCACCAAGGGUUAAUGUGCCAACUAUGUGCAGCACAGGACCACCAAGGGUUAAUGUGCCAACUAUGUGCAGCACAGGGCCACCAAGGGUUAAUGUGCCAACUAUGUGCAGCACGGGGCCACCAUGGGUUAAUGUGCCAACUAUGUUCAGCUCAGGACCACCAUGGGUUACUGUGCCAACUAUGUGCAGCUCAGGAACACCAUGGGUUAAUGUGCCAACUAUGUGCAGCUCAGGAACACCAUGGGUUAAUGUGCCAACUAUGUGCAGCACAGGGCCACCAAGGGUUAAUGUGCCAACUAUGUGCAGCACAGGGCCACCAAGGGUUAAUGUGCCAACUAUGUGCAGCACAGGGCCACCAUGGGUUAAUGUGCCAACUAUGUGCAGCACGGGGCCACCAUGGGUUAAUGUGCCAACUAUGUGCAGCACGGGGCCACCAUGGGUUAAUGUGCCAACUAUGUUCAGCUCAGGAACACCAUGGGUUACUGUGCCAACUAUGUGCAACUCAGGGCCACCGGUUAAUGUGCCAACUGUGUGCAGCACAGGGCCGCCGUGGGUUAAUGUGCCAACUGUGUGCAGCACAGGGCCACCGUGGGUUAAUGUGCCAACUGUGUGCAGCACAGGGCCACCGUGGGUUAAUGUGCCAACUGUGUGCAGCACAGGGCCACCGUGGGUUAAUGUGCCAACUGUGUGCAGCACAGGGCCACCGUGGGUUAAUGUGCCAACUGUGUGCAGCACAGGGCCACCGUGGGUUAAUGUGCCAACUGUGUGCAGCACAGGGCCACGUGGGUUAAUGUGCCAACUGUGUUCAGCUCAGGGCCACCGUGGGUUAAUGUGCCAACUGUGUUCAGCUCAGGGCCACCGUGGGUUAAUGUGCCAACUGUGUUCAGCUCAGGGCCACCGUGGGUUAAUGUGCCAACUAUGUGCAACUCAGGGCCACCGUGGGUUACUGUGCCAACUAUGUGCAACUCAGGGCCACCAUGGGUUACUGUGCCAACUAUGUGCAGCUCAGGGCCACCAUGGGUUACUGUGCCAACUAUGUGCAGCUCAGGAACACCAUGGGUUAAUGUGCCAACUAUGUGCAGCUCAGGGCCACAAAGGGUUAAUGUGCAGCACAGGGGCACAAAUGGUUAAUAGUACAUGCUGAUUAGUGAAUCCUUGGGUCCUAACUCCUCACUCUCUAGUUUGUCAUGCAGUGCUCUGAGGUUUAAUCAUUCAAUUGCUAGCUCUGGCUCACUUGUUUCCGAGUUCUGUUUGUUUCCAUUAGAUUGCUAGCUCUGUGGCUCAUAGUUCCCUGCUUGUUUCUGCACAUUCAGUAAUUAAAGGUUCAGUAGUAAUGUAUUGUUAAAAGAGAAUAGACUAGGGUUUUGUUCACGAAGGACCAAGAUGUGGUGAAUUAAGCUUCCGAUUGCAUUGUUUCAAAAUCAAACAUUUACUACUAGUUGUAACUUGGGGUUUCUAUUGCCUGUGACUUGGUGUUUAGUGACUGACCCCACAGUGUGCUGCAAGUUUACUUGCCAUCCUUUACCAUUGCUGUUUUUUAUGGAAAACUAUCUGAAAAAACUUUUACAAAAAAAUAUAUUUUUUUAAAAUGUUUAAGUAUUGAAAGGAAGCUGUUCUGUCAUAUCCUUACCCCUACACGUGAUUUGUGUAUCUGUCUAACUUGUUCUGCUUUUCACAUAUCUUCCAAUACGUGGUGUGCAGUUAGUAAUUGUGAUAGCAGAGUGGAAAUCCCCAAGUGUUUUUUUUUUUUUAAUUACUUUCAUUCUUGAGUUCUGUAGACAGUCUGACAGACUCUGCAUUCAGUUACAGUAACUGUAAUAUGAACUACUUUGUAUAGUCUCACCAUGUUCUGCAUAAACACAUUCUUUUGGCUUUAAUGGUGCCUUUCUCUGGUCUGUUAGUUUUUAGUCAUAAGGCAGGGAAUCACAUGCUCAUCAAUAUUUUGUCAGGGUGUUUAAUACAAGCAUUCAGGUGAAUCCUGUUGGACUGGUUUUAUGUUUUAUCAGUUUGUUUAUUGCUGCUUAAUAUAGGUUCUCUUGUAGAUUCAUGUCAUUAGAAAAAUACUUGGUGUUUACAAUGUUUAAAUUGGGCAAUACAGCACUCCUCUGGGUGUUUGAGGCUUCUGGUAACUUUUCUAGUUGAUGGGGCAACUCGUAAGAAUUGAUUAGCUCAUAAAUGCUUCCUGAUACUGGAAGAAAAUUGAAAGAAGGCUUGGUCGAUUUCUGUGAACAAUAGGCCCACACAUUACUUUCACAACUCUUGUUGGGUCUCGUUUCCCCAUGUGAUUGGCGGAAAGCUCACAGGAAAUGGUUAGACAAACAAAUUGUUGUAAUCCAGCCCCAUAUAGCCUUGCCUGCCUAAUAAGUUGCUGUGGAUUGACUUGAGUUGUGGAUUGACUUGUAUUAGCGGCACAUAAUUAAAGCUGAGACUGCCUAAUACCUAUCCAAAAUACAGACCUGAUAGGGUGUGGAAGACAAAUGUGGAGCAAGGAGAGCUCUCAAUGCACAAAUAUAAAAAAAAAUGCAACCCUGCUUAAAGAGACACUGUAGGCACCCAGACCACUUCUGCCCAUUGGAGUGUUCUGGGUGCCAACUCCCACUACUCUUAACUCUCCAGGUGUAAUUAUUGCAGUUGGUUUUGGUUUUUUUUGUUAUAUAAACUGCAAUAAUUACCUUGCAGGGUUAACUCCACCUCUAGUGGCUGUCUAGUAGACGGCCAAUAGAGGGCACUUCCUGCAUCAUAGCACGCUGUGUGAGGACCUCCAGCGUCGCUCAAUUCCCCAUAGGAAAGCAUUGAAAAGAAUUUUCAAUGCUUUCCUAUGGAUAGCUCUAAUGCGCAUGCAUGGCAUUGGUGCACAUGCGCAUUAGGUUUCCUCAGCCGGCAGGCGGGAUCAGUCUCGCCCACCAGCUGAUGUAACCAAUGGGAGCGGCGGCGAGCAGAAACCACUGCCAAGGGACAUCAGCGGGGUCUAAGGUAAGUGACCUGAAGGGGUUUUCACCCCCUCAGUUACCAGGGGAUGGGAGGUGGAAUGGAGAGGGGACCUGCAGUGCCAGGAAAACGGAUUGUAUUCCUGGCACUGGAGCUUCCCUUUAAUGCCGUAGGUGAAACCUUGUAUUGAAGAAUGCCUCCUCUAAACCAUGGCACAGGAGUGAUUUAUUUUUUAUUUUUUUAUUUUUUAGGGCUCAUGAUGCCUGAAGUCUAUAUGUGCAGUGUUUAGCCCUCCCACCCUUUUUAAAUAACCCUUUGCCUGGUCAGUCUGCUGAUGUCCAUAGGUGUGCUGGGUUGGGCUCCGCUUCCAAUGUCAGCCAAUUGGGGUCCUUAGACAUAAACGCCAUAUGCAAAUUAGGCCUUCCCCAUUUUUUUAAACAUGCUCUGCAUGAGGACAGCCAGCGUUGUUUCUUGGAGGUAAAGGGACUCGCCAGUGCCAGGAAACAAACCGUUGAUAUCAAUCCCUUGGCACAAUCUUUUAGAUGAAACAGGCAAAUAUCGCAUUCGCUAAUAUACACAAAUUUGUUUUAGGUACCACUGGAAGUAAAUAUACAGUUCGUCUAAAAGAACUCAAUAUUGCUGAAGAUGAAAUGGGAAAUGUUGGAUUCUUCACUCUUAUCUACAAUCAAGGUUUUGAAGUGAACAUAAAUGGCUACAAGUGGUUUGCCUUCUUUAAGGUAUGUUUGUUUUUUGUUGUUGAAGACCUCUUUAUCCGUCCUCAUUAACCGUAACUUCAGCUGAGCAGCAUGAGAAAUCUGAUCACUGAAAGUAGUUGUCAGUCCCUUCAAAUUUGUGCUCAAUAACUUUUUGUAUUUUUUUUUUUUAUCCUCUUCAUAUGUCGAAAUAAAAUUUUACUGGCUGCUAAAAGAACACUUCAAUGUUCUGCCCCAUCCCACGAUUUUAAACACUGGUUAGAAGUGUGUGCAAACCUGUGUCAAAAUAAAGUAUUCUAUUCCAUUUAAAUAGACACUUGACACACUGUAAAACCACUACAGCUCUAGGGAACAAUCAAAGUCUUAUUUAGUGGCUCUGGUGCCAGGAGUGAUGUUGCCCCUUCCCAACAUAAGUAAUUAAAUUUAAGAAUUGUCUGACAAAUUGCUUAUAAUCUGCCAAGUGUUAAUCGCCUCUGCUGGCUUGGCUUGGUGCUGGGGCUUGUGUGAAGGUGGCGUCAUAAGUUUGGUAGACUCCAGGUAAGUUUUUGGCUAAUUACAAUGGGAGGGUGUCGGUGCACUCCUGGCACCAUAACCAGCUGCAGCAGGCCAUGGGGUACUCAUAGUGGUUUUGAUGCAUAGCUGCAGCCCCUCUGACAGCAUAAAACAAGUUUGUUUUUGUUUUGUUUUUUGUUUUUUUUUCCUUGCAUUUUUACUGCAUACUACUUCUCAUUGUGUAGGUUUGUAUUUAUUUUUUUUUUGUUGCAAAUUGUAUGUUUGAGGCAGAAGUCCUUACUAAGGCUCUAUUGAACAGCCUAAAGAGGAUAAAUGUGGUUCUCCGUACCCUUGCUAAAAUUGAAUUUUAAGACUAAACUACCUACGAAGAUUCUGUGUUGGCAACCACCUAACCAGAAUUGCUCUGCUGUAAAAUACUUCUGAUAACGUGACUGGUGUCCACCGUGCAAACUAUACAAUAAAGACCAAGACAAAACCUAGAACUUUGUUUCUCUUUAACGUGUGACAUCAAACAUAAAUGCCAAAAUGGAAUACCUUUAGUUACAAAAGUAAGAAGUGAAAUGUGUCCUCCCUCACUAUUAAUGUAAAGUGUGUGUGGUUGCCUGUUUUUUUUUUAUUUUAUUUUUUAUCCAAAUAUUUUUCUUCUUUUUACAUUGCCUCUUAGAGUAGGCAAUCUAUAAUGUUCCGGUAAUAAGUACAGAAUCUGUAAUGUGCAUCAUGAACCUCACUGUUAAUAUCAUUUUUUUUUUUUUUUUUUUGAGUAUUGACACAAUGUAAAUGUUUAGCUGUAUUUUUAAAAAAAAAUGGGCGGGGUCGUUUUUUUUUUUUUUUUUUUUCUUUAUGGGUUAAGAGCAUAGAAACAUCUCAAAUUACUAUUUAAAAUUUUAUUUAUGGAAACACAUUUUAAAGUUUGCUUUUAAUGUCUAAUUUUUAUCCUCUUCCCCUUUAGUAUGAAAAGCAAGGCACAAAUGUUACAAGCUACUGCCAUGAGACCCUCCCUGGGUGGGUGCACAACGUACUCGGUAAAAAUUGGGCAUGCUUUGUAGGAAAAAAGGUUACAGCUUCACCACGGCGCAUAGUAAACCCAGUACCUUACCUAGAGGAGGAAGGAAGGUAAGUUAUCACUCGCCUUUAUCUUGUUGAUCCUUGUCAAAUAUUUCCUCAGUGCAAAUAAAGAUCUAUGCUCUUGAGACCUGUCCUUGAAGCUUGCAUUAGGUUAGCGUAUUGUGGGUGUGUGUGAUGCACGUAUAUGAUAAAUGAUGGCUGCUAAUAACGCACCUAUGGUAAAACAAAUUGUAUAAUGAAACUUUAGCUUUGUGUAUUGUGGGAAAGCUAAAGAACAUUGAUCUAGACUUAGUCAUAGUUCUCUACACAUUGGCUGCUCUUAAAAAUGUAACAAUAUUCAGUCUAGCAAACUUCCGAGUGUAGCUUCUUUCACACAACACCAAACUGGCAACACACUCUUACUCAAGCUCACAUACAUAACUAGCAUAUUUAAUUGCAUGUAUUCUUUUCUUUAAUCUGUCUGGUAAAACAAAUCCAAACAUCUGCAGGACCUCCAUGUUGUAUCAGUGCAGAUAUUACUGCCCACUUCUUUGUAGCCUGAGUGAGGUCUUCUUCAUCCAGUUUCUAUGUCCCUUUGCACUGCUUUCUCUUCAGUUGAACACCAAAUUUAUUUUAAGUAUAGUACAUCUUCCUGUUAAUGAACUCCAAGGUCAAGUUUCAUUAGACCUCUGAAAUUAGACGGGCCAACACUUUGUAAUGGGGUAAAAAAGCUUUUUCUGGGAAGCACCCACCCUUUAGUAGACUGCUCUCCCUGGCCGCACUUUAUUUAGUAUACCGCAUUAUGAAAAAGUAGCGCCAUCCUCAUUUUCCUACAGAGCACCACAAGUAUGGAGCAACCUCCCGAGCACAAUUACAUCUUCCUCCACACGAAAACCCUUUAAAAGAUCCAUGUUAACAUAUCCAUACAGAAUACAAAAACAAAGGGAAGGAAGAUGGUACAAUGAUCUUACUCCUGAGCGGGGGUUAACCCCUAGUGCAACAAAAUGUAAAACUAAAACAAUAAGGAAGGGAGACAGGAUAAAUGAUGUCCUGCAGAGUGCUAGUUGCCUCUUAUAGAGGGGUGACCUUAGGAUAGGUUGGGCUCAGGGAGAUCACAAGAGGAAAGAUAAUUAAAACGUAACUUUUAAUGUAAAUAGUUAAAAGGGGGGGGAGGGGGUUGUAUACAAACAAAUUUUAAUUCAAAUAACUGUUGUAAGAAAUCCUGAAGUGAUAGUUACACUUCAUUCAAAUGACUGUUUGUAAGAAAUCCUCAAGUGAUGCAGUUACACUGCCUGUUAACAGAAUGAAAUGCCACUGUGGUAACAGCAGCUACAAAUUAGUAGUGCCAAUAAUGUAUCGCUAUACCAGUAUCCGGGAUCAAGGAAAAAUGGCAAAGUCCCAGUGAGCUGCACUGAGGCUGUUAACUAAGCUGAUAACAAUAUUUAAUGAAACUGCAGUGUCUGGACUCCAAAACAAGCUUGAGUGCCAGUAUACUGCAGAAAAGAGCAUCUCAGAAAUGAUGACCGGGUCCUGUGUUAAAGACUAUGAGACAUGGCAUCAAGCGGUAUGUGCUGGUGGGAGUAUCUGUAGUAUAGUAACUAGGAGGUGCAGACUGCAAAGAUGUUGCCUGGUAUAUUCUGCAGUAAAACUACAAAAACACUGGAAAUCUAGUGUUAUGGUAUGUGCAGGCAGGAGUACCUGCAGUAUAGUAACUAGGAGGUGCAAAAUGUUGCCUGGUAGAUUUUGCAGGAACUGGCUGAACCCCUUAAGAACACAUGACAUGUGUGACAUGUCAUGAUUCCCUUUUUAUUCCAUAAGUUUGAUCCUUAAAUGGUUAAUAACCCGCAAAGCUAUGGGUAGAGGGGUUAACUACAAAAACACUGGACAUCCUAUUAUGUGCAGGCGGGAGUAUCUGCAGUAUAGUAACUAGGAGGUGCAGACUGCAAGAUAUUGCCUGGUAUAUUCUGCAGUAACUGGCUAACCAACAAGCUAUGGAUAGAGAGGGGUUAACUGCUAAAACACUAGGAGUCCUCCUAUGCUUGUGGUCCCUAGGUACUUGUGCCUUUGAGGGCACCCCCUUAGCCAAAAGCCUACAAUCUCCUAUGAAAAUACAAAUAGAAAAUGCCCACCAAUACUGCUACAAUGAAAGAACUGUGCUGGAAAUGACUAGACUUUGUAGGCUGCUUUAAGUGCUGCUGGGUAACGGCCGGGCCGAUGCCGAAAGAAAGCUCUAAAGAGGUCACUUUUAGUGCAGUGACCGGUGGAUAGCGCCAGUGAUGUUUCCCCUGACGCGCGUUUCACCUCACAGGUUCAUCAGAGGGGAACCGGUCUUGUGAUAGAAUCAUGUUUUUCUAAAUGUCUGAAGUUCUCAUUGGUGGAUUUAAAUGAAUUUAACCAAUGAGAAUUCUUCUAUGCCUUAAUGGGUGGGUAAGUAGUAGAGAUUAGUAGUAAAGAUGGGGGAAAAGAAAAUAAUUAAAUAAAACGUGAAUGAUACAAAAAUGAGACUUAACCAAAAAGAUUUGCCUGGUGUUAUCCACAAGCAUUGUGGAAUAGAAUAUACCGUAUAAGAUGAGUUUUUCGGCACAUUUUUUUGUGCUGAAAGCCCCCACUCGUCUUAUACUUGAGUCACUGUCUGAAUUAUGGCAACUUAAAUUGCCAUAAUACAGACCAGGACCGCCGGCGGUCCUAUCGGGGGCUGGCAGAGCUGUUCCUUACCUUUCCUGCAGCUCCCUUCUCUCUCCUCUGGUCCGGUCAGCUCCCUUGCAAGUCUCGCGAGAGCCGUGGGGUCAGAGCGUUGCCACGGAUUACCAUGCCAACGCUCAGCGCAGCAGUCACACUGCGAGACUUACAGGGGAGCUGACCGGAGCUGCAGGAAAGGUAAGUUACAGCAUGCUGCCAGCCCCCAUCCUAAACAGCCAAUGCCACUGGACCACCAGGGAGUGAGAGACCCCCUCCCUGGCCAUGUAUCAAGCAGGGAGGGGGGACGAAAAUAAAUAAAAAUGUAAAUAAUAAUAUUAAAAAAGCCCACCCCACCAAGACACUGCAUUCAUACACAAUGCAUUCAUUAUAUACACACUGUAAUAUAAAAUUAAUUUUGGGGAUCUAAUUUUAUUUAGAAAUUUACCAGUAACUGCUGCAUUUCCCACCCUAGUCUUAUACUCAAGUCAAAAAGUUUUCCCAGUUUUUGGGGGUAAAUUUAGUGGUCUCGACUUAUACUCGAGUAUAUACGGUAAGUCUUAACUGGUAGGAAACUUGAAAGCUAUUCAAAGCUUAAACUUGCUAAAUGAAAGCAUAAUAUUGUUAAUCAAUUAACUAUUUACCACUAUGUUACAAAAAUAAAACUUAAGCUAAAUAAUGAUGAUUUGCAGCCUAUGUGACAGAAAUUAAGACUUAAGCAUUCUAAUAUUCGACAAUGAAAGUUUCAGCCUAAUGUUAAAUGAAGACUAAAAAAAUAGUAGUGGAAAAGUAUCUAUUUGUAUAGGAAGACUACUACUAUCUACAUGGGGAGCGGUGAUGAGGGAUUGUGGUAUAGGAAGACUACUACCAUUUACAUGGGGAGCGGUGAUGAAUCCUCCCUGUUAAAAUAUUUUGUAGACUUCCAAGCACUGUAACACUACCCUUUUUUUCUAUUUCCUAUGGCGAGCCAGCAGCUUAGGGAGCUAUAGUGGUUAUGGUGGCUGGAUUGUUCCUUUUAAUAAACACAAGUGAGGCAACACAGUGCCACGGUUACCAUGUGUCUCAAACUUAAAUAUUCUUAUCUUGGUGAGGGGAGGCUUCACCCACAGAUUGUGGCAUUGAACUAGUGUGUAGGGGUGGAGAUUGUAACAGCUACUUGGGUGGCUCUGCAAGAACAGUUUCCACAGUAUCAGUGAGGUGGGACUCGUAGCUGGUAUGAUCCUCCUCCAAGGUGAAAAUUCUUUAUGGCUCCUUCUUACAGGCUAUCAACUAGACUCUACAAGUACAACUUGGGAUUUGUUGAGCAAAUCAAUAUGGUUCAGAAAUCCUGGACUGCAACAGUGUAUCCAGAAUAUGAGAAGAUGACCCUUCAGAAUCUCGUUAGACGAGCUGGUGGUAAACAUUCCAGAAUCCCAAGGUAAACUCAGGCUAGCAAAUGUACACCUAGCUCAUUUUCACUGAGGUAAACAUGACUGGCUGUACUCGUGGAUGUGCUCAACUAAUGCUCUGAUUUUCAACACAGUAUACCGAAGCCUGCUCCCAUGCCCACUGAUGAGAAGUACCAGGGACUCCCACCUGCUUUUGACUGGAGAAAUGUAAAUGGUUACAACUUUGUCAGCCCAGUUAGAAAUCAAGGUAUUUUUACUGGUACUACUUUGUGACUUUGAUUGUGGUCUAUGACAAAUGCACAAAUAACAUUUUUAGCUUGCAGGUCACACUGCUGAAUGUGCUGGGUUUAAUACUGGCUUGUAUAGAUCUUAUUUACAAAGAAAUGUGUGUAUUGAGUUUUAAGAAUUGGUAGGCAAGAAUGUUGUGUUUUUAGCUAUAAACUUUACAUAAGUUGUAUUUUAGUAAUACCAAUUGGCUAUAAUCCCCCUCCCCCCUUCUGGCCAGUAUGUGAUAUUACCAUUGUAUACAAUAUAUUUACCCAGUUACAAAGACUUAUUUUUUAUUUUUUUUUAAAACACUGUACACUAGCUAUUGGGUUGCCUUACCAGUUGGUUACAAUAUGCACUUUAACAAGAGUUUUUAAAGGACCACUAUAGUGCCAGGAAACACUCGUUUUCCUGGCACUAUAGUACCCUGAGGGUGCCUCACCCUCAGGGUCCCCCUCUCUCCGGGCUGGAUGGCAAGGAAAGGGGUUAAACUUGCCUCUUUUCCAGCGCCGGGCGGUAACCUCUCCUCCUCCUCUUCGGCUGAAUGCGCAUCCGUGGCAGGAGAUGCGCGCACAUUCAGUUGGUCUCACAGGAACGCAUUCAUAAUGCUUUCCUAUGGACUCUGUCUUCUCACUGUGACUUUCACAGUGAGAAGCAUGCAAACGCCUCUAGCGGCUUUCAAUGAGACAGCCACUAGAGGCUUUAGAGGCUGGAUUAACUCAUUUAUAAACAUAGCAGUUUCUCUGAAACUGCUAUGUUUAUUAAAAAAAAAGUUAAUCCUAGAGGGACCUGGCACCCAGACCACUUCAUUUAAGCUGAAGUGGUCUGGUUGCCUUGAGUGGUCCUUUAACAAUGGCUUUUGAAUUAUUUUUAUUUUAUUUUUUAUUUUUUUAAGACCAGCAGUCUAAACACAAUCUUUCCUUGUUGUGGAUGACAGUUCUGUGUUAAGAUUACAAUAUUAGCCCUUCACUUUCAUUCAAAUAAAGGUCAGAUAUAGCUAACUUGGAUGUGAAACAACCCCCAUCAAAAAUACAGCUUGGGACGAAAUGCAUGUGCCUUGUAACGCCUUGUGCAUUGCUCUGGCUAAAUUGCUCAAAUGGCUCCAAACAGAACUGAAUGGUGGGGCACCUGCAGCAUACUAGCAUCAUAACCAAAGCAUGCAGUGCUUAUGGUGCUUUAUUGACCCUCUAAUUUAGUUUGAAUUUGUUUUUAUAUACAAGGGAGGGAGGAAGCUUACCUCACUAAUUUUACUAGCAUUCCAAAAAUGGAGAAUUUCAAGAACUCCCAUUACGCAAGGCAAAUUAAAGGGGAAAGCCAUCACUUGGCUGAAGUGCCUUUUUAUAUAACAAAGAAGUUUAAGCUCUCACCAUGGAAUAUUGUAGUACUAGUGAUAAAUGCAUCUCAACCCAUUUACCAAAUGUCACAAACUUUGCUUUGUUGAAAGAUGUCAUCUGAUCCUCCCAGCCAUUGAUCACAACCGAUCAUAAGCUUUUCACUAACAACGAUUUCUUCCUCCAUCUAUACAGGAAACUGUGGAAGCUGUUAUGCCUUUGCUACUAUGGGAAUGCUAGAAUCUCGAAUUCGUGUUUCCUCGCAACUCCGCCAGACUCCUACCCUGAGCCCACAGCAGAUAGUGUCUUGCAGUAAUUAUUCUCAAGGUAAUGUUUAACUGAUGUUUUGACUUGUAAGAAAUUAUAAAAAUGAAACACGGAAAAAAUAGAUUUGACAUGCAGAUAAAUACAAAAGUGCUGUAGAAACGAGAGGUUCUCUUCUAAUGCAUAUGGAGGUGGUGGAAGAGGUGUGUAACAUUCAUGAUCAACAGCAGUUAGAAUAUAGCUGCCAUCUCUUCACAGAGCUGUUCCAAUUACCUUCUGACUUGAAUUUCUCUGAGGACAAAACUCAACCCAUAAAGCAUGGAAUCCUGUUAAAUAGAUUUGACUGCUGUUGCGCACAGACCAGUGACACUUACCUGCGUGCCCAGAACACAUCCAUCUUCCAAUAUUGCUAAAAUUGAAGUUCCCCUUCCACUUUGACUUUUUUUUUUAUUUUUUUGCUGAGGAAAGUUGUAUCAAAUCUCAUGGGCUAGUAGGAACUUUUGCUUUAGUGAUACCCGAUAAGAGCGGUUAGUGUAGAUGCCUGGUAGGACCAGGUAAGUGUCAAACCAUUUUGAAUCUGACUCUAAGCAGUGGCUGGCACCAAUGGACUCCUGUAACAAUAUCUAUCUAAUAGAUGGUGGAAAUUAAGGCACACUGAGGUCCACAAUUAUCAGUUUGAAAAAUGCUCAGCCAUGUAGUAUUUUGAAUCCUACAACAUACACACAUUUUACAAAGGAACACAAACCUUUAAAUAUUUUGAUUACAUAAUGUUGUGUGCCAUGCAAUAAAAUUGUUCAUGUAAAUAAAGUCAAAUUUUGACAUGUAGCAAUAUGCUUAUUCCAGAAGCUAGGAAUGUAAAUGGAGAAUAUGACAUUAUGAUCUUUGUGGCUGGGUGCCCCAUCUAAUAUUUAAUGAUAAUCUGCUAAUAGGAUUAAACAUACCAAAGAACUAUAGAAUUCAAUUGAACGCAACAUCUAAAGGCAAAAUGUAUCAUGGAAGUCUGUCUGGAGCAAUAACCAUUUUUGCCAUAAGAUAGAGAUAUAUAUCUAUCUCGUGCUGCAGUGUCUGACAUUGAGUGUCUCCACCCACUGCAUGCAGACACUAGACUUUCCUCAAAUGCAUGGAUUCCAUGUAUCUGAGGAGAUGGUGACAGGCCAGGGUUGUUUGACUCUUGCUGAAUCUGCCUCCUUGACAAGCUUCGCCAAUAAAAUGCCUUCCUAUGGGAAAGCAUUGUGAUUGACUUUGAUCUCUACUUUUGCUGAUGUCUGCCAAAUGGGCAGAUCAGAGGCAGCAACAGACUUGAAUAUAGGUAAUAUUUUACUAGAUCUAGUGGGCCCCGGGGGGUGGGGCGGGCUAGAUGUUGGUUUUAACACUAUAUAGGAUCAGAAAUAUUUGUUCCGGACCCUAUACUGCUUAUCAAAUUAACUCCAUCUUUAACUUGUUCUUUCUCCACCCCUAUACCCUACUGUGAUUUAUGAAACUGAUUCAUUUAUCUAUAUUUGAUUAAUGGCUUUGUUUGUUUAAAAAUUGAGUCUCCUAUUAAAGCACUGAAGGAGACGCAAACUGGUUCUAUUUCUCCUUUUAAGAGUGGCUCAUAGGGAAGUGUUUAAAUGGAAACGUUCACUACUCUGUAACUUACACCAUAUAAUAAAACCGUGAGCCCUUUUGUUUUGCUUCCCCUCUCAGACCUCACAAAUGUCUAUCGAGAGACAAGUUAAAACAUUUUACAUUCUGGAACAUGACCGUUCACCCCUCUAAUGGCUAACUGAAUUAACCUUUGUUUUAAUUUUAUUUCAAACCUGCUUUUGCUUAUUUAGCACUAUUGCAUAUCACAUGCAUGACUUGUCAAAUAACCAUUUGUGUUUUUUUGUUUUUUUUUUUCUCCUUCUCCCCAAGGCUGUGAUGGAGGCUUUCCAUAUCUAAUUGCUGGGAAAUAUGGCCAAGACUUUGGUAUUGUCGAAGAGUCCAACUUUCCCUACACUGGCUCAGAUUCUCCUUGCACUCUGAAAGAUGACUAUUACCGAUAUUACACUGCUGAAUAUCACUAUGUAGGAGGGUUUUAUGGCGGUUGCAAUGAGGCCUUGAUGAAAUAUGAGCUUCUAAUGGGAGGUCCACUAGCUGUAGCUUUUGAGGUGUAUGAUGACUUUAUGCACUACGGAGGUGGGAUCUACCACCACACUGGACUGCAAGACAAGUUCAACCCGUUUCAGCUAACAAACCAUGCUGUCCUGCUGGUUGGUUAUGGGGAAGAGUCCAAUGGUGAAAAGUACUGGAUCGUAAAAAACAGCUGGGGCGAGUCAUGGGGUGAAAAGGGCUACUUUAGAAUCCGCAGAGGCACAAAUGAGUGUGCAAUUGAAAGUAUAGCAGUGUCUGCAUCCCCUAUUGCAAAACUCUAAUUCUUUAAUCAAGACGCACAUAAGAGUAACAGGUUUUAUUGCCUAACCUGUGAAUUGGAAGCCAGAAUGCAAAAUUAAAUGGUGGAGUUGAACCCUCCACCCACCCACACCUUUAACCCCUUAAAGACCAAACUUCUGGAAUAAAAAGAAAUCAUGACAUGUCACACAUGUCGUGUAAUUAAAUGGUUUAGUUUUACUUGCAUUUAGCAACUUGGCUUUCAACUCACUAACUAGCGAAUAGACCAAUCAUUCACCAAUGCCAACCACCCAUGGGAGGGGGAUUGGCUUUAAGUUUAGUCUUUUUUCUGUUGUCAUGUAGACAUGAUUAUGAAUCGUGUAUUUUUUUUUUUUUGUAUGUAAAUUAAAUGUGGCAUGUGAUCUAUUAACCCACAAGGGAUAGGGGGAAUAUGCACCCCCUCUGCAAUGAGGUUAAAGGAUGAUGUGUUUUGCUGACGUAUGUGGUUUUUUCGUUUUUUUAAAAUAAAAUUUAGCUUUUAUGCUUCACAAACAGGUAUUUUGAACUGCACUCAAAUUCUUUAUCAAAGGGACAUCAUUUUUAUGUGCCUUAAUGCUCCAAUCAGGGAAUAAUGAAGUGUUGCGUUGAAUCUUUGUAUGCAGAAAUAAAGUUGUCUUUUCUUAUUUUUCGUUGUCUUCUUUGUGAAUGUCUUGCUAUAGGCAUUUAACAAUUACUAGGAUCUGUUCCACACUCUUUCAACCAACACAGCAGU